GGUGUCCAUAAAGAUUGUCAAAAGCUUCUGUGACGCGCACGCUCAGAGGUAUUCGUGUAUGAGAAAAUGGCUGACGUCUCUUUGGAUGAAGUUAUACGGCGGCGCCGUAUUAACCAAAAACCUCCACCUAAUCGGCCUGUGUUCGGACGCCUUGGGACGGGAGAUGGAAAAAACUUUGACGCCAGGCAAAAAAUCGGGCAGAACGAUGCAAGGCAACGCCUAGGAGGAGGAGGAGGAGGAGGAGGAGGAGGAGGAGGAACAGGAACAGGUUUUCAAGUGAAGGACGCCAGAGAGAAGCUGGUCCAGAAAGACGCUCGGUUCAAAAUCCGCGGCAGGGGAGGUGCAGCGGCGGGAGGCGUGCAGGACGCCCGGCAGAUGAUCAACUCGCGCAAGCAGGGGCAGAGCCAGAGUCAGUUCGGCUCCUUUGCGCAGACCACACUAAAGGCGGCGAUCACGCAACAGCUGCAAAGCAAGACCGCCGUACCUCAGAUCCAAAUCCAAACCGGCAACAACCUCGCAAACGCCAGGCAGUUCACAACUACCAUACAAGGACUGAUUCCCCAAGUCAGCACGACACCGCAGUUGAGCAAUAGCGUUCGAGUAAUGGACGCCCGCGACAGGCUGAGCCUCAAGAGGAGCAUCGGAGGAACACAGACGCAAACAGCUGCGGAGCCUCCUCUAAAAAUAACUAAGACCAUCCAGCAACGUCCAGCUGGGACCUUGGGGGGAAUCCGUGCGAUGACGCAGCCUGCCGUAAGUGCCCUCGACAGCAUCGCCAGCAAACAAAUAAAGAUAACGACCGCCAACAGCAUGCUGCAGUCCCGGACUGGCACUGCAGGGUCCAUGUUCUCCAUAACUGCCCCGAUCACUAAGGUGGUUAAAAAUGAUGCCUACACGGCCCCGCGGCCCCCAGUCCCCGUGGCCCCCACCCGGCCCAACACCAGCACGGCGGCCGCUCGUUCCUCUGCUGCAGCGUUGCAGCCCGUGUCCAGGACUCUGCAGCAGAGCGCAGCGGAGACCAGCACGGCAGCACCAACUCCUCCACAGCCUGCAUUCAGCCCGUUGGAGGGGACUAAAAUAACGGUGAGCAACCUUCAUCCGCGGGUUAGCGAGGAGGACAUAAUGGAACUGUUCUGCGUGUGCGGCGCUUUGAAGCGAGCGCGCCUGGUAAAGGUGGGCGUGGCCGAGGUGGUGUUUGUCCGUAAAGAGGACGCCGUCAGCGCAUACAGGAGGUACAACACUCGCUGCUUGGAUGGCCAACCCAUGAAGUGCAACCUUCAUAUUCAAGGAACCGUCAUCACCUCCGAUCAGCCGAUCCUACUGAGACUCAGCGACACCCCAGGCGCUGGCAGCAGCAGCGGCGGCGGCACGAAGAAAGACGGCCUGCCUCCCUCUCUGUCCCGUCCCAGCGGCCAGCGCGCCUCCUCUCAGCCCACGGCCGAAGUGGACCCCCAGACCAUUCUCAAAGCUCUGUUCAAGUCCACCACACAGUCCACCUCCACCACCGAGGCCCCCAGCUCACAGACCACCGCCUUCCGCAUCAAGAUAUAGAAGCAGCAAGAUACAGGCAGCCCGCAGUCUCUGAUGAAACUGGUUUUUACACAUUUCAUUUCAUUGAGUACUCGGAACAAGGGGGGAAUAAACGGAUGAUCUGCAUCUUCUUCUGUUUUUGGUUUUGUGCAGUCAGAUGUUACCUGGACC
Xiphophorus hellerii (green swordtail) is the source of this 1701-nucleotide messenger RNA. RefSeq names its product polymerase (DNA-directed), delta interacting protein 3 (gene poldip3). The transcript has 10 exons. NCBI's taxonomy places the organism in Eukaryota, Metazoa, Chordata, Actinopteri, Cyprinodontiformes, Poeciliidae. Gene Ontology annotation, cellular component: nuclear speck; nucleus. Gene Ontology annotation, molecular function: mRNA binding. Gene Ontology annotation, biological process: poly(A)+ mRNA export from nucleus. Bases 67 to 1551 code for a protein of 494 amino acids. The record is from RefSeq and is a predicted model, not a curated record.